AUGAAACAAUUCUCCCUUAAUGUUCGCUUCUUGAUGAUGAUGAUGUUGCUUACCAUCAUUGGCGUGAUGGUGGUCAAGGGUGUUGAUCCUGAUGAUUUUAAUAUUAUUUAUCCUGGUGAGGAGGCUACUUAUAAUUUUGAUGACGAUGAUGAUGUUGUCUAUUACAAAUUAGAAUCAGUUGAGGCUACCAUGAAUAUGACUCUAUUGUCUGGUUUUAUUGAAGUUUGUUCCGGAAGAGCUAAUAUCUUUAUUAAGGAAUGUAGUGCUACUCCAGAAUCACCUUGUGAUUUCAGUGAUAAAUGGGUUCCAUCAGCAAUUAAUUAUGAUAGACAAUUUGUUAUUCAACCAACUGCUCCUUUCCAAUAUCCAACAGGAAUUUGUCAAGGAGGUCCAAAUGUUAAAUGUACCUCUCAAAUUGCUUAUUAUAUUGCCAUUACACCAGUUACUAAGGGUGUUGUUUCUAGAAUUGUAAUAUCUGGUUAUACCACUAAAAUUGCUGGAAGAGUUAAUUUAAUUACAACUGACAAUAGAGGAUUGAACUUUUUACCUAAUGACAGAGCUCUCUCAUUCAGCACUCCAACUUAUUGUGCUUCAGAAACUGAAGGAGGUUGUAAGAAUGAACUUGUUCCUACCCCAGCUUAUGUUGCUUGUAUGUCACCAAACUCUGCCACUGCUAACAUUGCUUCUGUCUGUGGUUGCAGAAAUAAGCCAAUCAACUUGCAAGGUUGUACUGAUUUGAAUGGCGUUACAACAUGUAGAUUGGAUAAGGGAAUUGUUUCAGAUUUGAAUUCUGGCUUGUACAGUAUUAACAUCUUGGUCAAUAAGGAAGAUAUUCCAGAAUUGCCUGAAUUUGCUUACCUUCCAUCCGUAUUCUAUUAUGAACAACCUUCAAAUGCUGUUGGUAUUGCUUUUGGCAUAAUCUUUGCUGUCAUUGCUGUAGGUGUAAUUGUUGGCGGUAUUGUUGGAGGUGUCAUUUUCUACAGAAAGUACAAAGCCAAGAAAUAUCAAGAAAUAAACGGUAAUUAA
Naegleria gruberi is the source of this 1026-nucleotide messenger RNA. RefSeq lists its product as uncharacterized. The transcript has a single exon. The record is from RefSeq and is a predicted model, not a curated record. The coding region runs from base 1 to 1026 and encodes 341 amino acids. Lineage: Eukaryota; Heterolobosea; Eutetramitea; Acrasida; Naegleriidae.